This is a messenger RNA of Cyphellophora attinorum, 2148 nucleotides long. RefSeq lists its product as uncharacterized. Lineage: Eukaryota; Fungi; Ascomycota; Eurotiomycetes; Chaetothyriales; Cyphellophoraceae. The coding region runs from base 1 to 2148 and encodes 715 amino acids. The record is from RefSeq and is a predicted model, not a curated record. The transcript has a single exon.
AUGGGCCGGUUCGCAUGGACACAAAAUCACCACAAACAGCCGAGUGAUGGCAAGCACGUUCUGCCAGACUGGUUCAGCAAGUCCACGGGCGAACCAUCGCGGCAGGCACUCGUAGAGCUGGUGAAAGAACACAACAGUCCACCGGGCACUACAUACACCAGAUCGCGGACCAAUACCCUAAUAUCGACACUCUCACACGGCCACAAGUCAUCCUCUUCUCAUUCAUCGAGUAGUCAACGAUCUCGACCGUCGUCACGCCAAAACUCCUUCGAUGGUUUGGAUGUCCAUCCUGGAGCACAGGAGAAGACCGGCAAGACUCUCCUCAGCAAAGGCAGCAAGAUUAUGCGUCGGCAAACGAGCAAAUUCAAUGUGCUAGCAUCGCAUACGAGCGAGGACCCAUCAAACAACGAUAGCAGCCCUCGAUCUUCAGGAUUACAGCGGGUCAGGUCCGCAGGGCAAAUGCUCAACAUGCACACCCGACGGGCUACAGUAAAGCCACAGAUAUCAGGUCCGUUCGACUUCCAGCACGUCUCGCACACCGAUCAAUCGCAAUAUCAAAACCUCAACAAAUCCACCAAGGUUGAAUUGGUCGAGUCCUUCAACUCUCUGCAAGCUAGUCAACGACCCAAAGGCGACAUCCAGGGCAUCACUGUCGCCGACAUACAGUCCACAGAUGCUUCUUUCGAGCAUCGGUCGUCCUCGCCAACCUUCUCAAUUGUGCCUUCUCUCACGGACGAGACAUCGAAGCCGGCACCACCACCCAAGGAUCAUCUCAGACUACCGUCACUUGGUGGAGACGUAAGGCUGUCGCAAUCUGUCGAAAACUUCUCUUGGCCGAGUCGUCUGUCGCUGUUACCGGGAUUUGAAGUCGGUGACCUUGACUACGGGACUACCGACAGUGUCGAACAAGCUGCAGCGGCAGAUGAUCCAAUCACCAGUUUCUCCUUUAGCACCGACGAGGAAGCUCCCGAAGACCAAAGUCGGCCCUCGCCGCAGCUGGCUCCAUCAGCAAUGCUUGACAAACCUUUGCCUGAGGCACCUGGCAUUGUCCAUGCAGUAUCCACGGAUGAUCUUUCGGCGCUGUUACUCAAGACUUCGCCUCUCCCCGAACCACCGUUGCACCAAAAACAGAUGUCAGCAGGAACGGACUCCCUCAACUCGGUCAUGACCAGCCCGCAUCGCAAGAGCCUCAUCCGGCCCAUGCAGUCUGUACCUGCCGAUCUUGGCCAGUAUCGUCAGAGUCGGCUCGUGGCGCAGGUACCACUAAGCUCAACAUUUGUGUCAACUUCGGAUGUCCUGGCAUCUCCGCCGCGCCCAGGCCCAAUAGAGAGGAGAAUAUCAGUGGGCCUCAAGACUAUCGACGUUGAUGAUUGGGAAGAUGCUAUCGAUUACUCUUGGGAUCAUGCUUUGGAAGAUGAGGAUGACGAUGGUCUCACGAUGAACGCAACCUCAAGCAUGUCCAAAAGUGACAUCUUGCCACAGAGAUCAUUUCCACCUACUCAGUCCUUUGCAUCAUUCGCACAAAGAGCCCCGAUGCAUUCGCGAGCAAUGCGGCACAAUGCUCCGCAGUCUUCGCUGCGCGGCCUCGGCAUCAAUUCAGGCGAUAGAUACAGUGCGGCAUUGAGUCCUGACUCGCACGUUCAUGUCAGCCAGCGCGAAAGUCUGCGAGUGCCCUACCCACAGCGAGUGUCUGGCUCACCAAUCAGCAAGUCAAGCUCGCAAGAGAGCAUAAUUCUGUCUAUCGCCUCCUCAAUCAUCUCGACGAAUCGCUCGAGCAAUACUUCAUAUGGUGAUCUCAAGCAUUUUUCUCAUCCCGAGGCCGAAAGCCCUGUUCUGCAAACGGCAAGCCAAGAUGGCAGCAGCUCAAGCGUCGAUACUGUUACCUGCGAACAGAAACCAGAUCUACACUCGACUGAUCAAUACGAAGAUGACACCAUCGUCGAGCUCCCGGACAUCGGUCAUCAAAGGGGAGCUUCCACCUCCCGUGUGCCAUAUGUGCCAAGUCGACGGUCUUCGAUGAUACCUGCAGCUCAAUCUGCCGUCCGACAACGGUCUAGCACUCUCCAGGGACGUCCCAAGCUCAAUACACGAGCUUCAUACUCGCUGUUCCCGACAUCUCGACCUACUCAACCUACCUCACAAUCGUAG